Dioscorea cayenensis subsp. rotundata (Guinea yam) is the source of this 1948-nucleotide messenger RNA. Its product is annotated as obtusifoliol 14-alpha demethylase. Gene Ontology annotation, molecular function: oxidoreductase activity, acting on paired donors, with incorporation or reduction of molecular oxygen; iron ion binding; heme binding. The coding region runs from base 151 to 1617 and encodes 488 amino acids. Lineage: Eukaryota; Viridiplantae; Streptophyta; Magnoliopsida; Dioscoreales; Dioscoreaceae. The transcript has 3 exons. The record is from RefSeq and is a predicted model, not a curated record.
CGCCCCUCGUUCUCUGAAUCUGGGCUUCAGCAGCACCAGCCCCACAACCUUCGAUUUAAAAAUCACACACAAAACUCCAAACCCGUGCCUCCCUCCCAAACCCUAGCGUUCUCCAAUCCUCCAAGCGACGCCGGCGUUCUCGAUCUCACCAUGGAUCUCAAGGAGAACAAGUUCUUCAGCAUUGGCCUCGUCUUCCUGGCCACUAUCAUCUUCAUCAAGCUCUUGGCUGCGCUUUUCCGGUCCGGAUCCAAGCACCGCCAGCCGCCGAUCGUCAAAUCGCUGCCGGUGAUCGGAGGGCUUCUCCGAUUCAUGAAAGGCCCCAUCUUGCUGAUUCGCCAGGAGUAUCAGAAGCUUGGGAGCGUGUUCACGCUCAACAUUGUGAACCGAAAGAUCACCUUUUUCGUCGGUCCCGAGGUAUCCUCGCACUUCUUCAAGGCGCCUGAGGUGGAGCUCAGUCAGCAGGAGGUGUACCAGUUCAAUGUACCCACUUUCGGUCCUGGGGUUGUUUUCGAUGUGGAUUACUCUGUGCGGCAGGAGCAGUUCCGCUUCUUCACGGAGUCGCUCAGAGUGAGCAAGCUCAAGAGCUAUGUCGACCAGAUGGUUGUGGAGGCUGAGGAUUACUUCUCAAAGUGGGGAGAGUGUGGUGAAGUGGAUCUAAAAUAUGAGCUGGAACAUCUUAUCAUUCUAACGGCAAGCAGGUGCCUUCUUGGCAGGGAGGUGAGAGACAAACUCUUUGAUGAUGUCUCCGCGCUCUUCCAUGACCUUGACAAUGGCAUGCGCCCCAUUAGCGUCAUCUUCCCGUACCUCCCAAUCCCUGCUCACCGCCGUCGUGAUAGGGCCCGAGCAAGAAUUGCUGAGAUCUUCUCAACCAUUAUCAACUCCCGCAAGGUGUCUGGCAAGUCUGAGGAUGACAUGCUGCAGUGUUUUAUUGAGUCCAAGUACAAGGAUGGUCGCCCAACCACUGAUGGUGAAAUUACCGGGCUUCUCAUUGCUGCACUCUUUGCUGGCCAACACACCAGCUCCAUUACAUCCACCUGGACUGGUGCCUACCUUCUCCGCUUCAAACAAUACCUUGCAGCUGCACUUGAUGAACAGAAGAAGCUCAUGAAAAAGCACGGGGAUAAGGUUAACCAUGAUAUUUUAGCAGAGAUGGAUGUGCUCUAUCGCUGCAUCAAGGAGGCUCUGAGACUUCACCCACCUCUAAUAAUGCUGCUCCGUCAAUCUCAUGCUGACUUCACUGUGAAAACCAAGGAAGGGACUGAGUACGACAUCCCAAAGGGCCACAUUGUUGCCACUUCCCCUGCUUUUGCAAACCGACUUCCUUACAUCUACAAGGAUCCCGAUACAUAUGACCCAGACCGUUUUGCACCUGGUCGAGAGGAGGAUAAGGUUGCCGGGGCCUUCUCAUACAUUUCAUUCGGGGGUGGCAGGCACGGGUGCCUUGGUGAACCAUUUGCUUACUUGCAGAUAAAGGCGAUCUGGACUCAUUUGUUGAGGAACUUUGAAUUCGAGCUUGUCUCUCCCUUCCCGGAGAUUGAUUGGAAUGCCAUGGUGGUUGGUGUGAAAGGUCAGGUGAUGGUGAGGUACAAGCGGAGGAAGCUGUCUGUUGAUACCUGAACACAACUCAUGGAAUGAAGAAGACGAUAUCUUUCAUGUUCAUGAAUAAUGCAUGCUUAAUCGUCUGCAUCCAUCUACCUUCUAUAUUCUGCAUCGUAUCGUGGUUGUAGUAACUUAGUAGCUGUGUGGUUCUUCAUAGAAUGCUGGACCAUGGUAAGUUCUUUCCCAUGUUUGCAAUUUCAUCUAUGGUUGCUUCUUGCUCUAAUUUAUGUCAUGAAUUAUCUCACAUUCAUUUGCUCCUUUUUGCACUUCUGAUGCAUGAUCCACUAAGUUUAAUUUUAGUUUUCCUGUUGCUUGAUGCCUUGAUCAUUAUAGUGAAUUAUCUUUGUCA